AUGGCACGGCAGCGGGACGCACUAAAAGACGCUCUGGAUAGGGCUAAACAAAAGAAAUCCAAGUCAAAGAAACACAAGGGCGGCUUGGGUAAACAUACAAGUGGUUCAGAUCAAUUAUCGGACAGUUUGAGUUCGCUAUAUCAGAUAAGCCCAGAGCUAAAACAAAAUAUGCAAAAAGUAAAAGAUCUGUCACAGGAGCGGGACAGACUUAAAGACGCUCUGGAUAGGGCUAAACAAAAGAAACCCAAAUCGAAGAAACACAAGGGCGGUUUGGGUAAACAUACAAGCGGUUCAGAUCAACAACCAAGUAGUUCAAAUCAACAACCAAGUAGUUUAAAUCAAUUAUCGGACAGUUUGAGUUCGCUAUAUCAGAUAAGCCCAGAGCUAAAACAAAAUAUGCAAAAAGUAAAAGAUCUGUCACAGGAGCGGGACAGACUUAAAGACGCUCUGGAUAGGGCUAAACAAAAGAAACCCAAAUCGAAGAAACACAAGGGCGGUUUGGGUCAAACAAAGAAAACAGCACGCCCUUCAAAGCGAAGAAAGGGAUUAAUAGGAUUUUUGAAAAUACUUGGAGGAGUAGGAAAAAGAAUAUUCAAAAAGAAAAAGUAA
Batrachochytrium dendrobatidis JAM81 is the source of this 609-nucleotide messenger RNA. RefSeq lists its product as uncharacterized. The coding region runs from base 1 to 609 and encodes 202 amino acids. NCBI's taxonomy places the organism in Eukaryota, Fungi, Chytridiomycota, Chytridiomycetes, Rhizophydiales. The record is from RefSeq and is a predicted model, not a curated record. The transcript has a single exon.